AUGAGGACAACUCACUCACAGCUUCUAACUCCAGGCCGUGCUCAGCAAGGGUCAUGGCAGAAUCUACUUCUGCCCCCUAUUCUGCCUUCCCCUCCUUUAGCCAAAUCUAAUCAUGAUUCCUCUGUGAAUUAGUUGUGAAGUGUGCAGAAUAAAUAUAGGAGCUUGAAGCCCUCAGUCAUACUCACUAGAAUUUUCCUUAGUAAUGGUAAAAGAUAGCCUUCUUUGUUCUUUAGGAAUAAAUUUGCUUUGGGUAAAUUCUUCCCAAAACAUAGAAUAACUCAGCAACCUGGGCACCCCUUAACUGUGACUCUUGCCCACUCCAUAAUAUAUGGUCUGGAACUGGAUCUCCCAUCCCUUUCUGUCAGUGUCUUAUUGUUGGUGUUCCGGGUCUUCCACAAGGACAGGUACACCUCUGUGAGGAGCUUCUGGAAAUUACCAGUGAUACUUAAUAUUGUUGGCUCUACUAAUGAAGAUGAUAUGCAUGGAUGA
Otolemur garnettii (small-eared galago) is the source of this 489-nucleotide messenger RNA. Its product is annotated as chromosome unknown C17orf112 homolog. The transcript is spliced from 4 exons. The record is from RefSeq and is a predicted model, not a curated record. NCBI's taxonomy places the organism in Eukaryota, Metazoa, Chordata, Mammalia, Primates, Galagidae.